AUGCUGAGGACAAGGUUCCUGAGUGACAAGGUUCCUGACGGUGACAAGGUUCCUGAUUGUGAGGACAAGGUUACUUACGCUGACGACAAGGUUCCUGUCGCUGGGGACAAGGUUCUACGUGACGACAAGGUUCCUGUCGCUGGGGACAAGGUUCCCGACGCUGCCGACAAGGUUCCUGACAGCGAGAACAAGGAUGCUGACGGUGAGGAGAAGGUUCCUGACGCUGAGGACAAGGAUCCUGAGGCUGAGGACAAUGUUCCUGACUGUAAGAAAGAUUCCUGAUGCUGAGGACAAGGUUCCUGACUGUGAGGACAAGGUUCCUGACGCUGAGCACAAGCUUCCUGACGGUGAGGACAAGGUUCCUGACGCUGAGGACAAGGUUCCGGAUGCUGAGGACAAGGUUCCUGACGCUGAGGACAAGGUUCCUGACGCUGAGGACAAGGUUCCUGACGGUGAGGACAAGGUUCCUGACGGUGAGGACAAGGUUCCUGACGGUGAGGACAAGGUUCCUGACAGUGAGGACAAGGUUCCUGACGCUGAGGACAAGGUUCCUGAGGUGAGGACAAGGUUCCUGACAAGUUCCGACGGUGAGGACAAGGUUCUGAGGUGA
Paramuricea clavata is the source of this 610-nucleotide messenger RNA. NCBI's taxonomy places the organism in Eukaryota, Metazoa, Cnidaria, Anthozoa, Malacalcyonacea, Plexauridae. The record is from the annotation of a GenBank genome assembly.